This is a messenger RNA of Miscanthus lutarioriparius, 477 nucleotides long. NCBI's taxonomy places the organism in Eukaryota, Viridiplantae, Streptophyta, Magnoliopsida, Poales, Poaceae. The record is from the annotation of a GenBank genome assembly.
AUGGACAGUACCAACUGGACCAGGGAUAUUAGAAGGCUGACAUCCACUCAGAAACCGUUCAAGACCAGGGAUGCGUACAACAUGCUGGCUCUCGCGCCGUCGUUGCAAGAUUUCCAUGGCCAAUGGAUUUGGGGCACAAAAGUUCCGAACAAGGUGAAGAUCUUUGCAUGGUUAUACUUCAAGAACAGGCUAAACACGAAGGCAAAUUUGUUUGACAAAAAUGUGAUGGAGAACUCCAUUUGCGGCCGAUGCAGUCAUCCAUUAGAAGACCGGCGUCAUGUAUUCUUUGAUUGCAAGCUUAGCAAGGACGUGUGGCUUGUCUUGGGUCUCCGUUUUCUCCCCGAUGCUACGUUUGGGCGCAUGGAAGGGGACUGCCAGCAAGACCCGGCGACCUUCAGUACUUCUAACCAUCUUAUGGCGACUAUGGGAUUCAAGGAACAGAGACAUCUUCCGGAACGAAAGGCAGCUUCUGCGUGA